AUGCCUGUCCAGGACAAUGCCAGAUUCGACUUUAUUGUCGUUGGUGGUGGUACUGCCGGCAACGUUGUCGCCGGCCGCCUGGCUGAGAACCCCAAUGCUAAAAUCUUAAUUGUUGAAGCUGGUGUUGCCAACUCGAUAGACAUCGAAGAGAUCAGAACCCCCUCGGAAGCUAUGCAGCUUCGUAACAGCCAGUAUGACUGGGCCUACAAGACAACCAUGAUCAAGCGAGAUGACUAUGAACGUGUUGAGAAACCCAACACCCGCGGCAAGGCCCUUGGUGGUAGUUCGUCCCUGAACUACUUCACCUGGGCUCCUGGAUCCAAGGGUACCUUUGAUAUGUGGGAGGAGUAUGGUGGAAAGGAGUGGACUUGGGACCCUCUCGUUCCCUACCUGCGAAAGAGUGCGACCUACCAUGAUGAUGCCAAGGCAUACGCGCCAGAACUGAAAAAUAUCGGCGGAAAUGGUCCGAUUGAUAUUUCCCACUCUGAACUUAUUCCCGAGAUGCAACCUUUCCGUGACCUCCUCACCACUGCGUGGAAGGCGAGUGGUCAGCCAAUCAGAGAGAACAUCUUCGACGGUGAAAUGGUUGGCCUGACCUAUAGUGUCAACUCCAUUUACAAGGGUCGCCGCUCUGGCAGUUUCCUUUGUGUCACCAACAAGCCAAAUAUCACCAUCCUUGCCGAGGUGCACUCGAAGAAGCUUAUCAUCGACAAUGCUGAUAAGACCUGCAAAGGUGUGACUGUCAUCACGGGCUCUGGCCAGGAACUCAACCUCUAUGCUACCCGCGAAGUCAUCGUCUCCCAGGGUGUCUUCGAGUCCCCUAAGCUGUUGAUGCUUAGUGGUAUCGGGCCUAGCGCAGAGCUCAAGAAGCACGGCAUCCCGGUGAUCCUCGAUAACGCCCACGUUGGCCAGCAUCUCCUGGAUCACCCUGGUGUUCCUUUCGUCCUUCGCGUCAAGGAUGGCUUCGGUAUGGAUGACUACGUCCUGCGCCAGGGAACCCCCCACAACAAUAAGGCCAUCCAAGCCUACCAGAACAACCACGGUGGUCCAUUAGGCUCUGGCUUCCUCGAGAUGGUCGGAUUCCCCAGAAUCGACAAGUACUUGGAAAAGGACCCUCAGUACCGCGCGGCUAAGGCCUCGAACGACAAUAAGGACCCAUUUUGUCCGUACGGCCAGCCUCACUUCGAGCUCGACUUCGUCUGUCUUUUCGGUAGCGCAUUCCAGUGGCACUAUCCCACCCCAAACAAGGGCAACUAUAUGACCGUCAUGGUUGAUCUUGUCCGCCCUGUCUCCGAACCCGGUGAGGUCACCCUCAACAGCGCCGACCCGCUGCAGCAACCUAACAUCAACCUGAACUACUUCAACAACGACCUCGACAUCAUCGCCAUCCGCGAGGGUAUCAGGUAUUCCUACGAUGUCCUGAACGGUCCCGGCUUUAAGGAUAUUAUUGAGGGCGAGUAUCCCUGGGAGAUGCCUCUGCAUGAUGACAAUCUCAUGAAGAGGGCCGUGCUGGACCGCUCCCAGACCUCCUUCCACCCUUGCGGUACUGCCCGUCUGUCUAAGAACAUCCAGCAGGGCGUGGUCGACCCCAACCUCAAGGUCCACGGCAUUAAGAACCUCCGUGUGAUUGACGCAUCUGUCAUCCCCGUCAUUCCCGACUGUCGGAUCCAGAACUCCGUUUACAUGAUUGGUGAGAAGGGUGCCGAUGCCAUUAAGCGUGACCACACCGACUUCUACAAAUAA
This is a messenger RNA of Penicillium samsonianum, 1743 nucleotides long. RefSeq names its product GMC family oxidoreductase. Gene Ontology annotation, molecular function: flavin adenine dinucleotide binding; oxidoreductase activity, acting on CH-OH group of donors. Bases 1 to 1743 code for a protein of 580 amino acids. The transcript has a single exon. Lineage: Eukaryota; Fungi; Ascomycota; Eurotiomycetes; Eurotiales; Aspergillaceae. The record is from RefSeq and is a predicted model, not a curated record.